Molecule: messenger RNA, 3117 nt
Organism: Closterium sp. Naga37s-1
Lineage: Eukaryota; Viridiplantae; Streptophyta; Zygnematophyceae; Desmidiales; Closteriaceae
Source: the annotation of a GenBank genome assembly
AUGGGGCGAAUGGAUCCGCUGUUUCGUUUUGACGCGGAUGACGAUAACGAGGAUGGAGGGGAGGUGGCGGCGUGGGAUUUCAAGGGCGCGGGGAAGACUCUUGCGGAGGAGUUUAAGGAGCGAAAAACGACGUCCGUUGAUACCAAGAUUGAGAUGAUCCGACGGCGGAGAGCGAUGGGGCUUGGGAGCACGAAGAGAGGGAGAGAAGAGGAGGACGAGGAGGAGGAGGAUGAAGAGGAGGAGGAAGAGGAGGAGGAUGAGGAGGAGGAUGAGGAGGAGGAUGUGGAGGAGGAAGAGGAAGAGGAGGAGGAAGAGGCAGAGGAAGAGGUAGACUUAGCGGAGGAGGAGCAGGAAGAGGACGAGGAAGACGAAGAGGAGAUGGAAGAGGAGGAAGAACAGGAAGAGGAAGAAGAGGAUGAGGAGGAGGAAGAUGAGGAGGAAGAGGAAGACGAAGCGGAAGAAGAAGAGGACGAGGAGGAAAAUGAGGAAGAGGAAGAGGCGAGUCACAAGAAGACUAAAAAGGAGCCCAAAAUAAAAGAUAUCGAAAAGGCACCCAAGGCAAAAGCCAGGCGAGAGAAGGAAGGAGCAGGAAAGGGAGAAGGCGGGGAAGGGGGGGGCGGAGGGGGAGGCGGGGGGGUGUAUUUCGAGGGGGCGGAGGAGGCAGGGGCGCGGUUCUCUGCGUCGUCCUUCUCAGAACUGCAGCUGUCGCGGCCGCUGCUGCGUGCGUGUGCUGCUCUGGGGUAUGACAAGCCCACACCCAUUCAAGCGGCCUGUGUGCCGCUGGCUAUGGCAGGCCGGGAUAUAUGCGGCAGCGCCAUCACCGAGCUGCAGCUGUCGCGGCCGCUGCUGCGCGCGUGUGCUGCUCUGGGGUAUGACAAGCCCACGCCCAUUCAAGCCGUGUGCGUGCCGCUCGCCAUGGCUGGGAGAGACAUCUGUGGCAGCGCCAUCACUGGACCGCCGCUUUCGCCCUGCCUAUCUGAGGAGCUUCUGUUGUUCCGCCCCAAGCGGGUGGCGGCCACUUUUGAGGCUGUUAUGAUCACAAACCGCCGCCUUCUCUCUCCCCAUCUUGGAGCGACUGUUGUUCCGCCCCAAGCGGGUGGCGGCCACUCGUGUCCUCGUGCUCACCCCAACCAGAGAGCUGGCCGUGCACUCUUCCGUCUCAACCAGAGUGUACAGCAUGGUGGAGAGAAGCUAGCUCAGUUCACAGAUAUUCGCAGAGGGCUGGUGGUGGGGUGGGGGGUUUGCUCGUCUGCCCAUGCUCUACUCCACAAAGUGCACGGCAUGGUGGAGAAGCUAGCGCAGUUCACUGACAUCCGCUGUGGGCUCGUGGUGGGGGGAGUGCACAGCAUGGUGGAGAAGCUAGCGCAGUUCACUGACAUCCGCUGUGGGCUCGUGGUGGGGGGAGUGCACAGCAUGGUGGAGAAGCUAGCGCAGUUCACUGACAUCCGCUGUGGGCUCGUGGUGGGGGGUCUGUCCAUCAAGAACCAGGAGGUGGCUCUGAGGUCACGGCCAGACAUCGUCGUCGCGACUCCGGGCAGACUUGUUGAUCAUCUGCAGAACAGCCAGAGCGUUGACUUGAACGACCUGGCCAUUCUGGUGCUGGACGAGGCGGACAGGCUGCUGCAGCUGGGGUUCCAGGAGGAGGUGAUGGAAAUAGUGAGAGUCUGCCCAAAGCGCCGCCAAACUCUCCUCUUCUCGGCCACCAUGAGUGGGGAGGUGCAGCAGCUGGCCAGCCUGUCCCUCAACCUGCCGGUGCGGCUGUCUGCUGAUGCUUCCAUGCAGCGACCCCGCACACUGGAAGAAGAGGUGGUUCGAGUGCGAUCGUCUCAGGAAGCAGACCGAGAGGCCAUGCUGCUCGCUGUGUGCUCCAGGCUCGCCAAAACCGCUGGCGCAGGCUCGGAAGGAGGGACGGAUGGUGGUUCGGAAGGAGGACAGGCAGGAGAUUCAGGAAGAGGGGAGAAGCGGAGUAAAGCACAGGGGGGUGGUGGAGUGAUCGUUUUCAGCGGCCGCAAGGUAGAGGCGCAUCGGCUGAAGAUUAUAUUUGGUCUGCUCGGAUGGCGGGCGGCGGAACUACACGGGAACCUUACCCAGGCCAUGCGACUGGAUGCCUUGGAACGAUUUCGGACGCACGAUGUGGACUUCCUUAUUGCCACUGAUGUCGCUGCCAGGGGUUUGGACAUUGCUGGAGUGCAAACAGUCAUCAACUACCACACACCCCGUGAAAUCACCAACUACGUGCACCGAGUGGGGCGGACAGCACGGGCAGGCAAGCUGGGAUCGUCAGUGACCUUCGUGGGGGAGAAGGACCGAAGGCUGCUGAAAGCGAUGACAAAGCGAGCAGGCAGGAAGCUGAAGCAGCGGCAGAUAGCCCAAGCGGCUGUGGAGCGGUGGAGGCAGCGAGUGGAGGGCAUGGAGAGGGAUGUAGCGGCUGUUAUGAAGCAGGAGAGGGAGGAACGGGUGCUGCGAAAGGCAGAGAUGGAAGCAGUCAAGGCUGAGAACAUGCUGACUCAUCGCGAUGAGAUAUUCGCCAAGCCCAAGCGCACGUGGUUCCAGAGCAAGAGGGAGAAGGAGGCAGUGGCAGAGGCGGCUAAGGCUGUGGCUGACGCUGAGGCAGAGGGCGGGGAGGGCGGCAGUGGGAAAGGGGGAGGGAAGGGAGGAGGGAAGGUGCUUUCACUGGAGGAGCUGCAGGAGAAGAGGAGGAAGGAGAAGCUGAAGAAGCAGCGAGAGAAAUCCCUCCCAAGAAAGAAACGCAGAAAGCUAGAGGCAGAGAGGCAGGCGCAAGAGGAGGAGGCAGAAGCACAGGAGUUCGGGUUGGAUGAAGCAUCUGAUGGGAAACCCAAGGCUGGAGGAAAGACAAGAGCCGAUCUGGCUUACCGCAAGGCCAAGGCAAUCAAAUCCGCAGAGCGGCUCCGGGCAGCUGGGAAGAUUGUCAGCCUGCCCAAGGCGGGCGGCCGGGCAGCUGGGAAGAAACCGAAGCAGAAAACGCCGUCCCGGUCCCGAGAGAUGAAGGAUCUGUUUCAGACGGAUAUGGCCAAGGGGAAAGGAGGGGGAGGGGCUGGGGGGGAAGUGAAGGGGAGGGGGAAGGCUGGGGGGACUUUCAAGAGCAAGAAGCGGUGA